Molecule: messenger RNA, 1792 nt
Organism: Mollisia scopiformis
Lineage: Eukaryota; Fungi; Ascomycota; Leotiomycetes; Helotiales; Mollisiaceae
Exons: 4
Coding region: 287-1681 (464 amino acids)
Source: RefSeq, a predicted model, not a curated record
CCCAUCGCCAGAAGAAAUAUGUAAAAAUGGCCUCGGACGACUCAGAUUUAGAUUCCGCCACGAGCGAGGUAAGGUUUUGAUUCACAUCUCAAUUUGAACAGAGUGGCUUCUUCCCGCGCGUUGUCCGUCGUUCUGGUUGAAUCUUGUUCUUGCAUUGGAUUAUCACUCUUUGGAUUUCGCUGUAUUCUUCCAUCCUCUAUUGUUGAUCGUCUUCUUUUCCUCCAGUCAUUCGUUUAUAUUCAAUCACUCUCAUUCAAUCAGUUGGUGCGAAUUCAAGCUCGUCGCGAUGAGUGUUUGGACAAAACUCAAGUCCACCGUCCUUUCCAAAACCCCCACCAAACCACAGCUCAAAGCUCUCCUCCAACCUAAGCCCAUCACGGGCCACACUCCACUCACCUUCCGCUCGUUCCUCUAUUCACUGAGCCUGCGACAUCUCGUCCUGAUCUCGCUACCAAUCCUCUCUCUGCUCGGACUUUACGGAACUUGGGCUCUGGGCUUCAGCAAUGGCCUCUUUAGUUCCAUCAUCAGUCUACUCGAGGACCCAGAAGCGAGCUUACCCGGCACCGAUGAGCUUCUGCUGAGGAGCUAUACGGGCUUGGGAUGGGUUGAUAACCAAUUGGCAGUCUUGGUGACUUUCUUCGCGCCAGUUCUGGAUGCUGGGACAGGAAGAGAAGCAUUGCUAUUGUUUAGUCUGUACGGAUUGGGGCAAUUUGGCGGGGUCUGGACUUUGAUGGUUAUGGAAAGUCUGAGGGUAGGAAAUCGGGGAUUGGCUGUUAGCUUCAUCGGCACAAUAGGAUUAAUCUUCCAAAACAUAUCCUACACCAUCACAACUCCCCUCUGGCUGAUGCUCCACCUCCUCACCUCCCCUGUCUCCAAGCCUUUCCCCGGAACGCACGCCAACGGCGUCCUCUUAAUCCAGCCCUGGGACCUCCGCAUUCUCCCCUUCUCAAUAACAAUCUCCUACCUGCUCCCCUCCAUCCUGAUGGGCCUCCCGUCCCCAGCUUUCUUCUCCACACAGACACACCAACGCUGGAUCGCGCUCUGGCAAGCUUUCCCACUCUGGACCGUCCUAACACACUACCUCCUCCGCACCACCAUUCAAUGGAUAUCCAACCGCAUCUACAAAGUCGACCCAAAAGCUCGCACCCCCGCACCGCAAGGAGCCUCGUACCUCAAUAACGCGAAAUGGGUAUACCAAUUCGUCAUCGGUCUCUGCAUGGCCACGCACCUCCUGGUCCUCCUCAUCACGACCCUACCUUCUUGGCUCUUCCCUUCAUUCUCGCCCCUACUUACUAGAUUGGGAAAAGAGACUUUGAGCAGUGUUUACGUCCCGUAUUUUCCCUCGCUUUCGCAUGAGCUGUCCAGUUUCGCGGAAGGCGUGCAUACGUUUCUGAUUUGGGAUUUGUAUAUUGGGUCUACGGCUUUUGUUCUUUGGGCUGUGCUGCUGUAUCGGAAUGCUACGACGGAGAAGACGAUUGUGGAUCCGACGAAUAGUUUGCCGGUGUACAGAGAGUUGUUGACGGGCGAGAAGCCUAAGAAGAAUGGUGGGAAUAAGGCGACGAGGAAGUUGGUGUUGAAGAUUGCGGGUUGGUGUCUGGCUAGCGGGCCAAUUGGUGCUUUGGCUGUGUUGUUGUGGGAGAGGGAUGCGAUUGUAAGACAGAAGAUCAAGCAGGGAAUUUGAUGCUUGAUUAUGUAUGGUAUUUGGUAUGCUAUCAGUACAGGGCCUGUUUGUGUUCAAGAAGCUUUCCAAGUCCUGCGAUUGACCUUUCCUCACGUUUCGUUAGCGUACUCG